Messenger RNA from Porites evermanni, 746 nucleotides. NCBI's taxonomy places the organism in Eukaryota, Metazoa, Cnidaria, Anthozoa, Scleractinia, Poritidae. The record is from the annotation of a GenBank genome assembly.
AUGGCCGAGGCUACGAAUGGAAAAAAUUUGGAGACCCAACUCAAAAAAGUUGCUUUGGCAUCCGCAUGCACACUGACUGGACCAACAGGAUAUCAAGUGGAGCCGUCCAACGAAGGUAGUUAGCUUCCCUUAAGUUGAUAGUUGCAUAGUUUAAUUCCACUUCUCAAGCGUAAUGCGCUUCUAACAUAAUUUUUCCUCUUAGACUUCGCGGAGAGUUUAGAAGAAAGGGUGAGGAGAGUCAGGCAGGACCAAAGUGUAUACAAAUGGGAUGAAAAAGAAGACGAAUCAGGUAAAACUAAGACCUAAUAUUGCAGCAAUUGUUUUCUAAGUAACUAAACUCUAGAAACAACAGACUCAAAUUUUUAUGUUGAGCAACGCCAGAUUAUAGUUCAGUUUUCUUAAACCUAAGUCAUUUAAUCGACACAUACGUCAAAUUUGUUGCAAUACACAAGUUACCUUUUCGUUUCUAACACUGUUUUAUAAACUCGUUUAGCUCAUAGACAAGCCGGAAAAAAGCAAGCAUAAACUUGUUACGGUUAACUGCAUGGCUUCCGGCAACCACGUGGCUCCGCUAAUGACAACGAAUUGAAACGUUUGUGGCCGCAUGUAGUCUUCAGCACUGGCCGAAUCUGAUAUUCAUCUUAUUUACUUUCAGGGAAAGACUGAUCUAUGAAAGGACGCCUUGCAUAGAUGAAGAGACAACUGCCGCCUUCGAUAAAAAUGGACCUUUACCUGUCUUUAGUUGA